AUGGCCCCAACCAAGAAAGGAGAGAAAAAGAAGGGGCGUUCAGCCAUUAACGAGGUGGUGACCAGAGAGUACACCAUCAACAUCCACAAGCGCAUUCAUGGAGUAUGUCCAUCACUGUUAAAUAUUCCUGAUUUUAAUGUGACUGAAAUGUCUCAUGUAGGGGUUUCAAGAAGAGGGCUCCCCGUGCCAUCAGAGAUCCGCAAGUUUGCCAUGAAGGAGAUGGGAACUCCCGAUGUCCGCAUCGACACUCGCCUCAACAAAGCAGUGUGGAGCAAGGGGAUCAGGAACGUGCCGUACAGGAUGCGUGUACGGCUUUCCAGGAAGCGUAACGAGGAUGAGGACUCUCCCAACAAACUCUACACCCUGGUCACAUACGUUCCUGUCACCACGUGCAAAGGUCUGCAGACUGUCAAUGUUGAUGAAAAUUAAAUGUGGAAUAAAUGAAAACUAAAAAAA
This is a messenger RNA of Gambusia affinis (western mosquitofish), 456 nucleotides long. It is a transcript of the gene rpl31, whose product is annotated as ribosomal protein L31. The record is from RefSeq and is a predicted model, not a curated record. Gene Ontology annotation, biological process: cytoplasmic translation. NCBI's taxonomy places the organism in Eukaryota, Metazoa, Chordata, Actinopteri, Cyprinodontiformes, Poeciliidae. Gene Ontology annotation, cellular component: cytosolic large ribosomal subunit; ribosome. Gene Ontology annotation, molecular function: structural constituent of ribosome.